This is a messenger RNA of Dendrobium catenatum, 894 nucleotides long. Its product is annotated as putative axial regulator YABBY 2. NCBI's taxonomy places the organism in Eukaryota, Viridiplantae, Streptophyta, Magnoliopsida, Asparagales, Orchidaceae. The transcript has 7 exons. Gene Ontology annotation, biological process: cell fate commitment; multicellular organism development. Bases 199 to 732 code for a protein of 177 amino acids. The record is from RefSeq and is a predicted model, not a curated record. Gene Ontology annotation, cellular component: nucleus.
UCUAAAAGGAUAAUUUGACCUCGGCGUCUCUCCCUCAUCUCUCUCCUUUCCUUUUGCCAUGAAGCUCCUUAAUAACCUUAGUUUGAAAUCACCUUUUUAACCAACGGGUUGGAGGAUGGAGAAACAGAGAUCGAGAUGUAAGGUUGUUUUAUUCAUAUAGAUCUGAGGCCUGAAAGGAGAUUUGUUACCCAUUGAAGAAUGUCUGCUCCUGCUGUUCCAGACCAUGUUUGCUAUGUUCACUGCAACUUCUGCAAUACCAUCCUUGUGGUAAGUGUUCCAGGCAGCAAUUUGUCCGCGACUGUGACAGUAAGAUGCGGACAUUGUGGGAAUUUGCUGUCUGUGAAUAUGGGAGUUCCUCCUCAGUCAAUGCCAUUUCAAGAUCUUCAGGGCGCUCAGCUCUUACGUUGGAACUGCGAAUCAUCUUCAAAUUGUAACAGGAUUUCACUGUUCAAUGCCGUUGGCAGUAAUCAGCUGGAUAUGCCUCCAAUACAUCCACAGGAGAAGAGACAGCGUGUUCCUUCUGCAUAUAACAGAUUUAUCAAGGAGGAGAUACGUAGGCUAAAGGCAACAAAUCCAGAUAUAAGUCAUAGAGAAGCCUUCAGUGCUGCCGCAAAGAAUUGGGCACAUUUUCCAAAUAUCCAUUUCGGUCUUAACCAUGAUGGAAACAGUCAGGUGAAGAUUGAUGAUGCCAUUCCUGCUCACGGAGUUCAGAAUUCUCAAGGUUACUACUGAUCAAUCAUGGAUUAUUUGAGUUGAUGUUAAAAUAAAUCUCCUUCUUAGCUACUUUAAAUUGAAUUUUAUGAAGCAGAAAUCAAUGUGUUUGAAAAUGAUUAUGAUGCUCUUAAUAAAGAUUGUAAUGUGUUUCAUAGUAUAAUUAAUUUGGUUAAUUUGUUU